AUAUUUUUGCUGCUGAUUUUCUACUCGUUUUUCCAAGCCGCUUUUGUGGUUGUUGUUGUUGUUGUUUGAUUUUUCUGUCGCUAAACUGGUGCGUGGCUGCUGCGCAUGCGUGUGAGCCAAAACUGACCGAACGUAUAUAAGCGAUUAUAGGGCCGGGCUGGCCAACAGUCAGCCGCGUUGCUCUACAUCGAGCGUGCGUUGCGUGUGCCGUGUGCCGAUAUUUCGAAUACGUAUCAAUACGAUAUUGAGUAUACGCACCAACGAAGGACAUUCAUCGUGAAUUACCGUUGCAUUGCCACAAGGAUUACGAUUCGAUCGAACCGAUUUGUGAAGUAGUAUUUUAAAAACACAGUUAAUAUAGUGCGCUCAACUAUAUCAGAACGUUUUCAUAAGUGCAAUACCAGUGAAACUAUGAAGCUUCGACUCCUUGUGCUGCUGUGCGUGCUGCUCGGCUCAGCACUGGCAGAACCCUCGCCCACAAUCGCGCCGCCGAUUGUGCCCUGCAUUCAUGCAGGUGGUGCCGCUGGCUACUCGUAUGCGCCGCCAGCUGAGGUCAAGUUCUCCAUAACGCCCGGCGUAACCAAGUACAGUCAAACGCCCGCCAUUUCCAGCUACUCCGAGAAUGGGAAACUGUUGCAAUCGUCUGUGGGCAGCGGCCUGGCUUCGUAUGAGUCCACCGCUGGACUCUCGGGCUACUCGCAGGGCGGUCUCACGCAGAUCAACAAGUAUGUGGCGCCCGUACAGAAGACGCUGUUCACUCCCUCGGCGGAAUACGGUGGUCCCGGAAUAACCUAUGCCGAUAAGUCGCCGGCUGCCAAGUACGCCACGGUGGUGCCCUCUGGCAUUGAGCUGAAGAGCUUGGUUUCGCCAGCCCUAACCAAGACGGUGCUGACGGCGCCCAAGCUGGUGGGUGGCUACCUCCCACCUGCGCCGACCUUGACCAAGGUGUCCACCUACUCCUCGCCCGGCUACACUUACAGUCAUUCCACUCCGGGCAUUUCCAAGUCGGCUACCUACACAUCGCCCUCGGCCUCCAGUGGAGCAUACUAUGCCCCGCCGGUGACCACCAAGGUGGAGACUUAUACCUCCCCUGGCUACACCUACUCCAAGGCCACGCCUGGCUUCUCCAAGGUGGAGACCUACAGCUCACCCGGCUACAGCUACGCCCAGGCAUCGCCAGGUGUUGCCAAAAUAGCCACCUAUUCGCCUUCCAUUUCCUAUGCUGCGCCUGCGCCUGCUCUCAAGCUGGCCACCAGCUCGUCCCUGUUCUCUUCACACGGCUCCGGCUACUCGGCCAGCUAUGCGCCCGCUCUGACCAAGACCUAUUUGCCCGCAGCGCCCGCCAUUGCCACCCAAUAUAUAUCCUCACCUGCCAAGGUGGCCACCUAUGCCUCAGGUCCCCUUAGCAAGCUGAGCACCAGCUAUGGUGCCAGUGGCUCAGGCGCCGUCUCCCAUCAGUAUGUCUCCAAGCCCGCCGUGGCUACCUAUGCAGCUGCUCCUGCUGUCAGCAAGACUGUCAGCUAUGCUGCUCCUGCCGUCACUAAGAUAUCCAGCUAUGCUGCUCCGUCUAUCUCCACCUACUCCUCAGCUCCUUCAGUAGCUAAGGUGGCGACCUACAGCCAAGCUGCCGAUGUCUCCCAUCAGUAUAUUUCCAAGCCCAUCGUCGCUGCCUAUCCGGCAGCCGCUCCAACUGUGGCCAAGGUCGGCUAUGCCGCUCCUGCCGUCAGCUACGCCAGCAGUGGACAUGGCGCUGUCUCUCAUCAGUACGUGUCCAAGCCAGCGCUGGCCACAAUCUCUGCUGCUCCGGCGAUUGCCAAGGUGGCAUCCUAUGCAGCUCCAGCUGUGGCCACCUAUUCUGCCGGCCCGGCUAUCACCAAGGUCUCCUCAAGCUAUGGCAGCUCUGGCCUUGGCGCUGUCUCCCAUCAGUAUGUGUCGAAGCCCGCCGUUGCCAUCUCGGCUGUGCCCAAGGUGGCCAGCUAUGCACCUGCAUCCAUAUCCACCUACUCUGCUGCUCCGGCUGUUACCAAGGUAGCCACCAGCUAUGGCAGCUCUGGUCUUGGCGCCGUCUCCCAUCAGUAUGUCUCCAAGCCCGCUGUGGCUACCUAUGCAGCUGCUCCUGCUCUCACCAAGACUGUCAGCUAUGCUGCUCCAGCCAUCAGCACCUACUCCUCAGCUCCUUCCCUUGCCAAGGUGGCGACCUACAGCCAGGCAGCUGAUGUCUCCCACCAAUACAUUUCCAAGCCAUCCACAGUGUAUGCUGCUGCUCCAGCGGUUGCCAAAGUCGCUACCUAUGCAGCGCCUGCCGUAUCCACCUAUUCCGCUGCUCCAACCAUCACCAAGCUGGCCACCAGCUAUGGCAGCUCUGGCCAUGGCGCUGUCUCCCACCAAUAUGUGUCCAAGCCCGCCGUGGCGACCUAUGCAGCUGCUCCUGCUCUCACCAAGACUGUCAGCUAUGCUGCUCCAGCCAUCAGCACCUACUCCUCAGCUCCUUCGCUUGCCAAGGUGGCGACCUACAGCCAGGCAGCCGACGUCUCCCAUCAGUACAUCUCGAAGCCCAUAGUUGCUGCUUAUCCCGCUGCUGCUCCAGCCAUUGCCAAGGUGGCAUCCUAUGCAGCCCCAGCUGUGGCCACCUACUCUGCUGGCCCCGCUAUAACAAAGGUGUCCAGCAGCUACGGCGGCUCAGGAAUCGGCGCUGUCUCCCAUCAAUACGUCUCGAAGCCUGCGGUGGCCAUCUCUGCUGCUCCAGCCAUAGCCAAGGUGGCCAGCUAUGCACCGGCUGUGGCCACUUACUCAACGGGUCCCGUCAUCUCAAAGGUGGCCAGCUAUGCACCUGCAUCCAUAUCCACCUACUCCGCUGCUCCGGCUGUUACUAAAGUAGCCACCAGCUAUGGCAGCUCUGGUAUUGGCGCUGUCUCCCAUCAGUAUGUGUCCAAACCCGCUGUGGCUACCUAUGCAGCUGCUCCUGCUCUCACCAAGACUGUCAGCUAUGGAGCUCCUGCUGUCGCCAGCUAUGGAGCGACGCUCUCCAAGACCUACUUGCCAGCUGCGCCAGCCAUCAGCAGUUAUGCCGCUGCUCCAGCUCUGACAAAAGUAUCCACUGGCUAUGGCGGAGCCGGAGCCGUCUCCCAUCAAUAUGUGUCAAAGCCAGCGAUUGCGACCAUUGCAGCUGCUCCUGCCAAGGUGGCCUAUGGAGCGCCAGGCUUAGUCUCGACCAUUGGCACUGGAUAUGCCAGCACGCAGUACGCAUCCAAGCCAGCGAUAGCUAUUGGCGCCGUUCCAGCAGUUGCUCAAGGCUACUCCGCAUCCAAACUGGGAUUGGGCUUGGGUCUGGGCCUGGGCUACUCCACCUCUGGCCAUGGCGCCAUCGCCACUCAAUAUGUGUCCAAGCCUGGUCUGCUAACAGCUCCACUGGGCAAGCUGACAACGGGAUCAGCAAUUGGCCAAGGCAUUAUCAGCAGCACAGCCUAUGGACUCAAUGCGGGUAAAUUAGGUUUGGGUUCGGCUGGCGCACUUAAUGGCGGCUACUAUGGCGCCAUUUCGCUUGGACAUGCUGCCGUCUCGCCUGCACUCACCUACCAGGGCGCUCUGGCGCAUGGUGCUGGAUUGGCGCAGCUGGGCGCACCGCUGGCCGACUAUAGCCUGGGCCAUGGCAUUGGCGCCUUUGGCGCCGGCUUCAAUCGCUAUGCGCCCAGCGUCUCGGCGCUGAGUGCUCAGGCUCCUCUUACGCCCGCUGCUUAUCUGAAGACCGCCCCAGUGGCUCAGCCGGCGCUGCUUAAGGUUCUGCCAGAGAAGCAUCUCGAGCAUUUUGAUGCGCAUCCACGUUAUGCCUUUGAGUAUGCGGUAAAUGAUCCUCACACUGGCGACAACAAGCAUCAGCGCGAGGAGCGCGACGGCGAUGUGGUCAAGGGCGAGUACUCCCUGGUCGAGCCCGAUGGCAAUGUGCGCACCGUCAAGUACUAUGCCGACUGGGAGACGGGCUUCCAUGCCGAGGUCAUCAACAGUCGCGAUCAGGGCAAAAUUGUGGCCAAGCGUCAGACGGCGCCCAAGUCGUGAGCGCCUCCCAAUAUGCAUCAGUGACUUGUUUUGUUUGCCAGCACAACUGUAAAUAGCCUACGAUUCAAUUUUCUUCUCAUUAAACAUUAAAUGUAUUUAUGUAAAUCCCACAACAACAACAACACCACUACGACAACAACAACAACUACGACAACAGCAACAGAAUGCAAUUAGCAAAACGUAAUAGAGAGCUGCCAUCUUGCACCGGCACAUAACCGUUAUAGUUGCCCAUUCUUUUAUCUAUCCGUCUCUUUCUUGCUCAUGUGAUAAGCGUUUCCACUUGGAGUGCUUGAACUGCUCUCUUCUUCUCAUUGAACUGCGCGUUCUCAUGGAUGUCACACACACACGCACACACGUACACG
Drosophila navojoa is the source of this 4415-nucleotide messenger RNA. It is a transcript of the gene Cpr76Bd, whose product is annotated as Cuticular protein 76Bd. The record is from RefSeq and is a predicted model, not a curated record. Lineage: Eukaryota; Metazoa; Arthropoda; Insecta; Diptera; Drosophilidae.